AUGACCAUUGAUCAAACAAGAUAUGGGGUUUGCGGUGCCGAUUCUUGGGGACCGUGGGAGAAAAAUGACUUUACAGACUGUUUUAGGGAAAUUGUAAUCAACGCCGGAAUUCCGUUGUUAUAUUCUAUUGGCUCAUUAUGUAUCAUUAUAUUCGUUUACAUCCGUCAAAAGCGGCAAAAGGGAUUAAAUUAUGAACGAUUACUUAAUGACCAAUUAAGUUCGAAUUAUGGAUCGAUUGAACAAACAGUAUUGACGAGUGAUGAUGAAGACAAUACAGAUGCAAUCCUCGUUAGGAAUAAGAUUUUCGACUACGCUCGAUUAUUAAUUGCUUUAAUCUUGUGGGGUUUAUUUAGCGCUCUGGCUUUUGUGAGAUUGAGGAAUAAUGACGAGAAGAAACAUGGAGAUUACUGGGUUGUCGCCCCCACUACAGAGGCUGCAGUUUGGAUGUAUGCAACUGUUUUAGCCUUGAUUAACAUUACAUCACAACAACGCGGUAUACUUCAUGUUCGCGGGCACAUGGACAUAUUAAACCUCCUCGUCUUUACUUCCUCCUUGCUCAAUCUUCGUUCUUUAUAUUUAAAGUUCCAAACAGAAGUCACGACUGAAUAUGCCUUUACUUUAUGGAUCCUAGCCAUUUCAUUUGUAUUGAUUAUUUUAACUAUCUUAGAGCCGCAAGAUGUGGAUGAUAGUUACUCAAAACCUAAUGCGGAGGGUCGAUUUUUAUCGCCUGAAACGAAAACCUCGCUUUAUAGUCAAUUUAUGUUUUCGUGGAUAAAUCCAUUGAUCAACAAAGGAUUUCGUCAAACUAUUAUCGAUAAAGACGUCUAUGAAGUUCCAUUUAGUUACAGAACAAAAAAUUGUAUUAAAGCUUUCCACAAGUGUCUUUAUCAGGAUUCUUUCCUAAAAUCAUUAAUUUGCACACUUCGGAAAGAACUUAUAAUUCAAUUCUUUUACUCGAUGGGGUGGUCGAUCAUUACGGCAUUUGCUCCACCAUACUUUCUCGAGAAAAUAUUGAUAUACGUGCAAAAUUACCCAAAUAACGAAAGCUCUCAAGUGACUGCAUAUUUGUAUGCCGUUGGAUUAUUUUUGGGAACAGUGAUAGCGAGCUUACUUUAUCAGCAGGCAUUAUAUAUUGGUCGGCAAGUUGGUAUGAAAACUAGGUCAAUAAUAAUUGGCGAGGUGUAUCUUAAAGCUUUAUCUAGAAAGGACACCUCUGGUAGCACUAAUGACGAGGAAUCUAAAAAUAAAACUGGAAAGAUAACGAAUCUUAUGGCUGUUGAUGCGUCAAAGGUUGCCGAAAUAUCAGCAUAUAUUUUCUAUAUGUAUUGCUUUCCUUUACAGAUAAUUAUCUCUAUAUCGUACUUAUACUCGUUGCUUGGAGUUUCUGCGCUUGCUGGUGUGCUUACAAUGAUCAUUGUUUACCCUGUGCCUACCUUGAUUAACCAACGUUUUGAAACUAUCCAUAAACGUCUUAUGGAUGCAACGGACAAACGUAUGGGUGUGAUAAAUGAGCUACUUCAAGCCAUUAGAAUCAUUAAGUUUUUUGCAUGGGAAGGUCAAUUUCGCGCUAAGGUUGUGAAAGCACGAGAUAAUGAACUUAAAGAAAUUAAAGGUCGAUUGGUGCAACAGAUUUAUAUGGAAAAUAUUUGGAUGGCGCUACCGCUUGCUAUAAUGGUUUCCGUUUUCUUGACCUACACCAGAAUUCUUGGGAAUGAUUUAAGCGCAGCUAUUGCUUUCACUUCUCUUGCGCUAUUUAAUAAUCUGCGACAUGCGAUUGAUGACAUUCCCGCCAUGGUUGUUUCCCUUAUUCAAGCACGAGUUUCAGUUAAUCGCAUCGAAAAAUUUUUGAAAGAGCCAGAAGUAUCACGCCUGAGUGUUCGUCCCGAAAGCAUUGAUGAUCCAGUUAUAGGGUUCAGGGAUGCAUCUUUCCAAUGGCCAGUUGGAAAUGAGCCAUCGGAUGAUAAUUCGAACGUGGACGUGUUUUUAUGCCAAGGAACAUUGUAG
Messenger RNA from Ambispora leptoticha, 2004 nucleotides. Lineage: Eukaryota; Fungi; Glomeromycota; Glomeromycetes; Archaeosporales; Ambisporaceae. The record is from the annotation of a GenBank genome assembly.